GUCAGCAAAAUGUCAAUACACGAAUUGUAAAGUAGCAUAUUUUUCUGAAUUUUUAACAAAAACUAUUCAUAAUUGAAUGUUGUCUAAUGUCUACGAUUCAAUUACUCUUGUAAAAAUGCAAGUGAAAGUGCAACAUCGAAAUUAGAUUGUACAAAACCAUGUUCUACAAAGUAAACAUAGUUUCUUUUCGGCUGAUGUACAACUGCACUUCAACAACAAACACAAUACUGUAAGCUUACUACUGUUCGAGACCAUGGAAGUAAUGGAUUUGAACGUCGAGUACGACCUGACCAAGAUAUGUCGUUCGUGUCGCCGAGAUGAUCAGCAAUUGCAGUCAAUAUUCCACUGCGUCGGACAAGAGGGCAUAACGCUGCAUGAAAUGCUCACAAACUGUACUCAAAUUCAGGUUCACUUCAACGACGGAAUGCCGCACAAUUUGUGUUCGUCGUGCGUCACCGAGAUUAAUACGGCAUAUAGAUUUCGAAAACGCUACGAACAAAGUGACAUGCUACUGAGAGAAUACCUCGCUCGUCGUAGGUCGGUGGUGGGUGACAGCACGGACGAUGCGUCCGGAGUUGUUAAAAUUGAAAUUUUCGACAUUAAACCGGAGAUAACGUUCAUCGAAGCGGAUCCGCUGAUCGGAGAAAAAUGCUUUGUGACUACGUUGGGUAAAAUGGCAGCGCCGUUGGGUAGCUUGGCAACGAAUGACGAUGAAGAGCACAUCGAAGAGUUGAUAGAGGAAAUCAACGACGAAGAACACUAUGCCGAACCGGAUGUUAUUCAGGCUGAAAUAGUGGACAACAGCGAGAAUGACGAUGACGACGACGACGACGAGGAGGAGGAUGUGGUUGAUGAGGGCGGAAGUAACGACGGGGAUGUGGAUUACGAUGAUGACAGUUUGGAUGAUAUGAUUGAGGAGUUGGACGUGGUAAAGCCGAAACGGAAACUGCAGGGAAAAAACAAAGGGUUUUCAAGAAUUAAAGGCGGCCGGUAUGCGUGCGAUGUCUGCGAAAGGAUUUUUAUGGAUAAACGUGGCAUAACUAAUCACAUGAAACUGCACGAGCCAAAAGAUUUGAAGCAGUGUACGAUUUGUGACCGAGGAUUCGCUACAAACUACCAUUUGGCAAGGCAUAUGAAGAGUCACGAAAACGAUACACAGUGUGAGCAUUGUGAGAAGAAAUUUUCCUUUAUGGCUUACAACGAUUACACCAGACAUAUGGCCCUGAUGCAUCCCGGCAAGGAUUUGAUUCCACAACGGAAAACUGAAAAACCCGAACGGGAGAUUGCAUUGAAUGCUUUGACGGCCGACAUGAUUGAAGAUAAAGGAAAGAUGGAAGCGAUCUGUCGGAUUUGUGAUACCACAUUCGAUCGAAUAGCGGAACUGAGGAAUCAUUUGAAGAUUCAUGCGGAUCCGAAAUCGUUUGUCAAUGUCAACAUUCAAACGAAACCAUAUCUGUUUGAAGAAGGUUACGUUCUGGAAAACUACUUGGACUAUCUGGUGCAGCAGAUCUGUAAAUGGGACGUCGUACGGUUCUAUCAGAUUGUGCAACCGGAUGGUGAAGAGCUGGAACUAAGUGAUUCCGAUUCCGAACCUGACGAGGGUGACACACCGGUGGAAGGUAUCGUCCGAAGGGAGCAUCUUUGCGCUCUUUGCAAUCACAGUUUUCCCAGAAUAAGCAAAAUUAUUGAACACGCGAGAGAUCAGCAUCAGGCGCAGGAACUGCUUAGUUGCAGGCAUUGUACGAAAGGGUUUCCAAAUACCACGCUUCUGGUGCGGCAUUUGAAACAACAAUGUGAGAAUUACCAGAAGAAAUUUCUUUGUACUUUUUGCAACGAGAAAUUUAUGUGGCAAACUAGCCUAAACAAACAUGCCCAGCGGAAGCACAAACCUACCAAACCUCUGUGGGAGAAACCGGAUGAUUUGAACGAAGCCGACGGUAAGGACAAGCAGUACGUCUGUCAGGUUUGUAGUAAAGCUUUCCAGCGACUGGAACAUCUGGAGCGCCAUAUCAAGAUUCACAUUCCGUCGGAGAAGAAAUUCGAAUGUACUCAGUGCCAUAAGAAGUUCAACCGAAAGGAUAACCUCCGGUCGCACAUGAAAAUUCACAAGAAGGAUCCGCAGCUGGAUGUCAAGCAGAAUCAUUUGUGCGUCUACUGUGGGCGCGGCUUCUCCAAUUCGUCAAAUUUAAUCGUUCACAUGAGACGACACACUGGCGAGCGACCGUACAAGUGUGACAUUUGUGACAAGGGAUUCCCGCGGUCAUCUGAUUUGCAGUGCCAUCGACGAACGCACACUGGUGAAAAACCUUGCCUGUGCACCAUCUGUGGCAAAGGUUUCUCCCGGUCCAACAAACUCGUGCGGCAUAUGCGCAUCCACACGGGAGCCAGGCCAUACACGUGCACCUACUGUGACCGUGCUUUCACCCAGUCGAACGAUUUAACGUUGCACAUCCGUCGGCACACCGGCGAAAAGCCUUACGUCUGUGGGGUAUGCAACGAACGCUUCAUUCAAGGUACGGCACUGAAAGCUCACCAACGGGUGACGGGUCACUUCGACGAUGGCAGUAAUCAACCGGAACGAUUCGCCAGUAUCAGCGUGAAUAACCCCAAUCGACUUGGAAUAAAUGGUCCGAAGGCCGUUCGUCAGGGAUCCUCGGCUGGCGUCUCUACCGAUGACUUGCCGAAAGUAGUUAAACCCGUAAAAUCGAGGAAAAAAGCUACUACCACAAAUACGCGGUCACCCAAAUCACAACCCACGUCAGCAUCGGUUCUGCCUACGGAAUCGUUACAAACAGAGGCUCUUCCGACAUCGGCCGCCAAUUCAGCACCCACAUCACCGACGGUUGUCGAUCAUAGCAGAGCCAACCUGCAGAAUCUGGUUGGUCCCCCGCACGGAUACGGUGCAGUGCCGUACAUCAUGCAAAACUAUGACCUUGCGUCGACCGGUUUGUUCUCACAGAAUUUCAGCCAGCAGUAGUAGUCUUCCGUGCGUGUCAACCGUUCUCUCUUUGUGUCCAGUUUCGUAAGCAUGUCGUGUAAGAAAUAGUGUGAAAUAGUCAAUAAAAACAACAGCAUUGUUGAUAAAAUGCCAUCUUAAA
This is a messenger RNA of Malaya genurostris, 3098 nucleotides long. RefSeq names its product zinc finger protein 569-like. NCBI's taxonomy places the organism in Eukaryota, Metazoa, Arthropoda, Insecta, Diptera, Culicidae. Gene Ontology annotation, biological process: regulation of immune system process; negative regulation of transcription by RNA polymerase II; regulation of cytokine production. Gene Ontology annotation, cellular component: nucleus. The transcript has 4 exons. The record is from RefSeq and is a predicted model, not a curated record. Gene Ontology annotation, molecular function: zinc ion binding. The coding region runs from base 254 to 2977 and encodes 907 amino acids.